Messenger RNA from Peniophora sp. CBMAI 1063, 1608 nucleotides. The record is from the annotation of a GenBank genome assembly. NCBI's taxonomy places the organism in Eukaryota, Fungi, Basidiomycota, Agaricomycetes, Russulales, Peniophoraceae.
AUGCCUGACCGCAGCAAUACCGAGCGUGAUAAGUCUGAACUGCCCAUCGACAUUAUCAAAGUCAUCUUUGACCAUGCCGCGGCCAUCGAUCCCCCACAGCGAUCGCCGCCGCAUCGCAGCUUUUACUCCUAUACACCCUCUACUCUCGGGUGGAUCACACUCACGCAUGUCUGUGCCAACUGGCGCAAUGUCGGUCUGAGCAUGCCUACCUUAUGGGCCGCCAUUGCCGCCGUGUUUCUGAACACCUCUGCUGUAAACACGUUUCUCGCACGCGCAGGCAGCUGCCCUCUCACAAUCGAUCUCACCAAACAUCCCUUGGGCGAACUCCGGGGACAUACCAUGAUCUCCUGCCUAAGGAAACACCUCUCGCAAGUCAGCGUUUUGGAAGUGGGAACUUUUGGAGUUUACGAUCUACUGCGUGCCGACGGCGAGGCACCUUUGUCAACGCCCGCUCUUUACAAGAUUCGUGUAGGGCAUACGGCGUAUAUUCCUUCCGGCGAUGAAAGCGAUCUCAACCGCUUUCGUAUAUUGCAGUUGAAUGCCACAGAGCUGCGUUCCGCUACUCUCACGAACGCCAUCCUACCAUCUGACUGCGUGCGAGGUCUGCGCGAACUACGUUUGAAACUCACGCAACAUCACUCGCCAUCUCUAAGCGACCUGCACGACUUUAUACGCUGCUGCUCACAGCUCGAGACUUUGGACAUCGCUUUCACUUGUCCACGGGCGGAACCCGAUGCGGGUUAUCGCGCACGAGAAAUCCCUCUGAACAAUCUCAAGCGCGCCGUGCUAUCGGCAUACUCGCAAGAACAACUCUGCCAGAUAUGGGGGCCCAUCGUCGGGUGCGACGAUAUCGUCCUUGACCUGAGCUGUACAGGGACAGGACCGACAAUGCCCCCAAACGCCGUGCCCGCGCUCUUCACAUUGUGCGCAGCGCAAUUGCUCUCCACGCAUUACGAUGCCAUAGAGUUGACAGCCCAUCAUGGGCUGAAGAUCACUAUAUAUCAGCUCUCCACGCAACGCGUCUGCCACUCGUGGGCUCUCUCCACAGUGCAGCACAACCGCGUCCAUCUGCUCUCUGUUCUUCCCCGCCAUAUCCGCGCAGAACUGAUCCGCUCUCUAUCUCUCGACUCAACGCUACUUCAGAGCGACCAGAUUAGCCACGUCUUCCGCGCUUUCGGGUCUGCAAUGACGGGUCUGACAGAUCUGAAGCUCGGCGGCAUGAAUCAGUGGCCCGCGUCGUUGUACAUCCGCGCACUCGGUCGCGGGAGGCCGACGCCCGCGUUUCGCGCUUUGCAGCGCCUGACGAUAACCGACAUGGAGCUCGGGGGCAAGUCGUUGGAUCGCGAGCGCUCGCACGCCCAGUAUUGGUGGGACGCGCUUCACGAGGCCCUCAUUGCUCGACUGUGCACUGGUGGUGAAGCAUUUAGGUUGCGCCGUCUCGUCCUUGACGGAACUUGGUUGGGGGUCGAGCUGUGGGAUCUGGGUCAUGAUCAAGAGGCGCUCAGGAAGAUCUCUUCGUUGUGGCUCACGCAGGAAGUCGUCGAUACUCGCACGUACGCGAGGAGUUCCCCUCAGUGGAAGCCUUUAUCUUCGUUCACCUAUCAGUAA